Molecule: messenger RNA, 503 nt
Organism: Spodoptera litura
Lineage: Eukaryota; Metazoa; Arthropoda; Insecta; Lepidoptera; Noctuidae
Product: DNA polymerase delta subunit 2-like
Biological process (GO): DNA strand elongation involved in DNA replication; DNA replication
Cellular component (GO): delta DNA polymerase complex
Molecular function (GO): DNA binding
Source: RefSeq, a predicted model, not a curated record
UAUAAAAAGAAAUAAUGUACAAAUGUUUUUUCCAGGUUUAUUCCCUAAAGCUAUUGAGUACAAAUCCUUCAAUCGAGUGACUAAUCCUUAUGAAUGUGAUAUUGGAGGUUUCACAUGUUUGGGGACUUCAGGUGAACCAAUAAAGGAUAUUAUGAGAUAUAGUAAGCUUGACAACACUCUGAAAGUGAUGAAGAAAACCCUAUUAUGGAGGAAUAUUGCACCAACUUGUCCAGAUACAAUACCAUGCACACCUUGCACGGAAACAGAUCCCUUUAUUAUUUACAACUGUCCAGCUAUUUACUUCUGUGGCAAUUGUUCUGAAUUUGCAACUGAUCUAUAUGAAGGAGAUAAUGGCCAGCGCACCAGGCUAGUGUGUGUACCAAACUUUUGUGAGUCAAUGACUGUUGCCCUGAUAAACUUGGCAAAUCUAGAAUGUUACAGCAUGAAGUUUUCAUAAUUGUUAGCUUGUAAAAUAAUUUGAAUAAAUGGAUUUAAGUUUUGAA